AUGUCCGGCUACGAUCAGUACAACCAGGGCCAAGGCUAUGGCCAACAGCAAGGCUACGGUGGUCAGCAAGGUUACGGCCAACAGCAAGGUUACGGUCAGCCCCAGCAAGGCUAUGGCCAACAGGGAUAUCCCCAGCAGGGUGGAUCCUCUGACUACUACGGUGGCCAAGGCCAGCAACACCAGCAAUAUCAGCAACACCAGCAGGGUUACGGCCAACAGCAGGGUGGUGCCUCCGACUACUACGGUGGCCAGCAGUCUCACGAGCAGCAGCAGUACGGUCAGCAUGACCAGUACCGUCAAGGUGGCUACGACCAGCAACAGCAGGGUGCCCCCGGUGAGGCCCAAGAAGGCGAGCGUGGUCUUGCUGGUGCCCUCGCCGGCGGUGCCGCAGGUGGUUUCGCUGGCCACAAGGCCAACCACGGCUUCCUCGGAACAAUUGGUGGAGCCAUCAUCGGUAGCAUCGCCGAAGACGCCGUCAAGAAGCACCGGAAGAGCAACAGCAACUCUCCUGCGCAGUAUGGUGGCGGUCAAUACGGUGGCCCUCCUUCCCACGGCGGCAGCAACAGCGGCUCGAUGAUGGACUCGCUCGGUGGUUUCUUCAAAAAAUAG
Penicillium bovifimosum is the source of this 609-nucleotide messenger RNA. RefSeq names its product putative high expression lethality protein Hel10 (gene hel10). NCBI's taxonomy places the organism in Eukaryota, Fungi, Ascomycota, Eurotiomycetes, Eurotiales, Aspergillaceae. The transcript is spliced from 2 exons. The record is from RefSeq and is a predicted model, not a curated record. The coding region runs from base 1 to 609 and encodes 202 amino acids.